Messenger RNA from Rhizophagus irregularis DAOM 181602=DAOM 197198, 1041 nucleotides. RefSeq lists its product as uncharacterized. NCBI's taxonomy places the organism in Eukaryota, Fungi, Glomeromycota, Glomeromycetes, Glomerales, Glomeraceae. The record is from RefSeq and is a predicted model, not a curated record. Gene Ontology annotation, molecular function: peroxidase activity.
AAAUGACUAAAAGAAAGGGGCUUGGAUUUUAUGGAAAACAAUAUUUUUUUUUUUAUGUAUAAAUAUAGGUUUGUUUUUUUUCCUCAUUAAUUCUUUAAAAACGUUCAAAAAAAAAGAUGGAAAAACACGAAUAUCAAGCUCCAGGACCAAAUGAUUCAAGAAGUCCUUGUCCCGCAUUAAAUUCACUCGCUAAUCAUGGAUAUCUACCUCGAAAUGGGAAAAAUAUUACGGCAAAUCAAUUGAUCGAAGCAAUAAAUGAAGGUUUUAAUGUUUCAAAGUUUAUAGCCUUCAUUUUGUCUCAUGCAGGUUCCUAUUUGAUAGGAAAAACUCGAGAAGGUGAAUUAUCACUUGAAGAUUUAUUCAAUGACGCGAUAGAACACCCGGUAUCAUUAACACGUCCCGAUAAAGAUUUAAGUGAAGAUUAUAGAAAAAUUUCACCUGAAUUACUUGAUUCAUUAUUUUCAGAGAAAAAUGAAAAUAAUAAAUUAACAAGAAAAAGUUUUGCUAGACAAUUUAUUAAAAGACGUGAUCAAUCUCUUAGAGAUAAUUCCAAAUUUCAUGGAUUAUCUUUUCUUCAAAAAUAUCAAGUAUUCGGUGAAUAUUCUUUAACAUUACUUUGUUUUCCUGGUAGUGAAAAUGGAAGAGGAGAAGAAAUUGAUGUAGAUACUUUAAGAAGCAUUUAUCAAUUUGAAAGAUUUCCUGAUAAUUGGAAAAAAUCUGAAUCAACUAUUGGUUUAUCUCAACUUCAUAAUUUAGUGGGUAAUAUUCGAGACAUGGUGGAAGACUUAGAUAAAAAUAAACCCGAAAACAUGAAUAAAAUACUCAAAUAGAAUAGUCUAAUUUAGCGCAUAUAUUAUUAUUAUUACUGUUAUUUCUAUCAAAUAAUAAAUAGCUUUCUUUCGUAAAAUGUUACACUAUUUUUACUAUGAUUACUUGUAUAUCAAAUAUAUCAAAUAGAACAAUUUUCAAUUUUAGCAUUCAAAACUUUUUUUGGCUGAUCGAAAUUUUAUCACGUGAUAAUUACAAAUUGACUUUUUAAAU